GCCGCCGACCUCGCCGCCGACCACCGCCGCCUCCGGGCCCGUUGGGAGGACGACGAGUGCUGCCGCCGCCUGCGCCAUCUCUUGUCUACGCAUGCCUCGCGUAUCAAGAGCGUCUCGCGCGCGGUGAACCUCGGCGUCGGCACGUUUGAUCCGGCGGAUGGCUCGUGGGAGGCCAAGCGCUCGAGCCAUGUCCAGCUCAUUGCAUUUCUCGUCAUCGUCGAGGAACUCGGUGCGUGCCCAGUUCCCCGGGACCCUUAUCCAGGACGCUGACAUGCUCCGUGUAGAAAACAUCACCGGCGGCAAGAUAGAGUGCAUCUUCCAGGACCCCGUCUUCACCCAGUCCGACAAGGACUUCCUCGCCAGUCUCGGCCACCAGGUCGUCGAGACCCCUGCGGCCUGCCACAUGAUAGAUGCAAACUCCCUCUUGUACGGAAUCCACCUCUACCGACCCAUCUACGCCCUGGCGCUGGAGAAGAGUCUGCCGGCCAUUUUCGUCGGCACCGGCUGGGACGUCUGGGAUGAUCUUUCCAACACCGAAGGCCUCGAGAAGAUGGAGGAGAUGGAAAGGACUUACACGAGGUGCGCGUUCCCGCAGGACUCGCACGGCCAGGCCUUCUCCAGCACGUCCAUAUACUGGAAGCCCGCUCCUGAAGCUGCGACUGCAUCGUCGGAGCAGGAAGCUACAGGCAAGGCGUCGGCGGAGGAUGAGAUUUCUAGCAAACUAGAAUCAACUACUAUUUCAUGAUGCCACUUACCAUCGUUUCUACUGCAUGGCUCUAUUUAACGCCUCUCCGGA
Molecule: messenger RNA, 796 nt
Organism: Ilyonectria robusta
Lineage: Eukaryota; Fungi; Ascomycota; Sordariomycetes; Hypocreales; Nectriaceae
Exons: 2
Coding region: 158-745 (195 amino acids)
Source: RefSeq, a predicted model, not a curated record